This is a messenger RNA of Lymnaea stagnalis (great pond snail), 15152 nucleotides long. Lineage: Eukaryota; Metazoa; Mollusca; Gastropoda; Lymnaeidae. The record is from the annotation of a GenBank genome assembly.
AAAUAAGCGGAAGCUGAUUCACAGACAGUAGUUAGCCAACAGAAGUCAUACUAAAUAAGUUUCAAUUUUAUUUAUAUUUCUUUUAAACCCAAGUCAGAUAUAAAUAUAAUAAAUGGUAUACCUAAUAAAUAGCCUAUAUGAUUUAGUUUUCAUGUAAAAUUUAAGUUUUUCUGUACCGGUUAAAAUAAAAAAGCGAGUCACCAUCGUCACCGAUUUAGUUUGUGAAUAAUGAAAAUUACAUUCGUAAGUCAGAAACUAUAAGUACUAUAAGUUAUAUCUAAGUCACAAUAAGACUUAAUAAGUGAAAUAAGUGAAAGUAAAGUGAACGGAUUGCGAAUGAUUUCAAUUCAAUAAUGAUUAUGACAUAUAUGAAUCAAUUAAUAGUUAAUAGUCAUAAACCAGUUAAUUACUCAAUAAGUGAAUGAUUAGUUCUGAUUAGCAUUGUCAUUGUUGUUUAAUGAACACUACUAGUACUAGUUCACUUACAAUACAAUGAGUUCAUCAGUAAAUAUGAAAUUAAGUUAAUUAAUGAUUAAUGUUUUGAAAGUGCGAGUUCCUUUGGUAUUUUCACAAUGGAAUGGACUGCACCUCCACAAUACCUGCCUUGUGACCCCAUUCCAUAAAUGUGAAGAUAGCACAGCGUUUGCCGCCACCUCUGAACUUAAUGCCUUAACUUAAACCUAACCUGAACCCUAAAUCUAACCCUAAACCUAACCUGAACCCUAAACUUAUCCCCAACUUGGCUUUUGACCCUAUCGGAACCAGGGACAAAACAUGCAAAUGACGUCAGGGUGCUAUCUCUUCACAUUAGCCCCCUAUUCUCCUGAAUUAAUCGCAGCUGAUAUGUGUCUACUGUCUUAGCAACAAAGAUGGUGGCCAAGUAAAAAAAAAAAAGAGUAGACAACAAUUAAACAUGGGUCUACAUCAUCAGAUUUAUCUGAAGUCUAAAGCACAAAGCCACUGCUUUUAACAUUAGCGCUAGUUAUAUUUUUAAUUCACUGAUGAAUGUCAUGACUUAAAAACUGGGACUGGAGGAUAUGAUUAUGUUUGUUAAAUUGUAUGUACAGCGUGGUGAGCCAGCCCUAGGCUGGGGUAGCACGCUCUGAGAAUUUCAGCAACAGAAUUUGAAGCAUAAUUGACUACAAACUUUUGACAAGCUAUUAGAGCUGCAUAAAAACUUACUGUAAUUAUGCUGUUUACAAACUUGAGCUCCUGUAGUUACUUAAUAUAUCUUCAUACAAUUGAAAAUUUUAAAAUACCUAUAAUUGAGGCACUUCUUCAUUGAGGGAUAAAACUUAUUAAAGAAAUAUAAUACAACAUUUUAAUAUGGGCCUAAUUUUAAAAAAAUUUUUUUAUUCCUUUUGAAAAGUUCAAUAAUGGAACAAACGCAUUACCGUUACCUAAAUAAUAUAUAACUUCUUUAUUUAUUCAUCAUGUGAAGAAGAUAAAUAUAAAUUCUUUUUUAACAUGGAUGGAAUUAGACGUCUUUUAAUAAAGCUGUUUACAGUGCACCUGUGUACACAUCAUUGUCAUCAUAUGAUAUGGUUGGGUCUAUAAUAGGUGGACUCAAUAGUCAAUAGUAGAAAGCAUACACCAUACCUGUCAAUUAUUGUCCACUUCCCUAAAAUUAAUCAAAUAAUACAUAUUAAACCAACAAGAAACAUAAUUGAUUGAAUCCAUACAUAAAAUUUAAGCUUAACAAACUUAUUAUUAAUUUAAUAGAACUGAAUUGUUUUGAACUUUUAAAUGGUACCGGUAAUCCAGUAUAACAAUAAAACUAUGGUCAUAGUUUUAUUAGUUAAAAGUUUAUAGAGAACUGUGUCAAUUUUGACCAAUAUUCCAUCUUUAUUUUGUAUUCCUUUGAAACCAGUACGGUAGUGUUAUAGCAACAAAAGAGUUCAACAUGAGACAAAUUGUGUGCCUCCUCCUUCUGGGCAUGCUGUUCUUCUUUUCUGUAUUAGCUGACGAUACAACCACAGAAGAUCACACAGAAACAAGUACAUCAGAUAGAACUUCAACUACAAAGUCUACUACACUGGCCCCGUCAACAACUUUCACUCCUGAAGCAGGUAAAUUAUAAAAAAAUGAACAACAGAGAUAUCCAAAAUAGAAAACUAAGUGGUAAAAGUUUGGCUAAUAAGACUGAAACAUCCCACACUCUGUUAUUAUAUGCUUCCAAUAUCAAAUGCAAGAAGAGGGAAUGAUAUUUAAUGCAAGAUUUCAUUAAGUGGUAAUGGAUUGAUAAUUUUUUUAGCAGGAAACAAUCGAGACAGAGACAUUUGUCUGCACCACAUCUCUGUCUUUGGACUGGACUGAUCCAUGUUUUUUUACUUCCACCGAGUCCAUGCACAGGCAAUUAAAAAUCCAUUUUAGAUAGCAAAUAAAAAUGUAUUGCCAAUGUAUCUUUAAGUUAGUUUAAUUAAUGUUAAGAAACAUUUGAUAAAACCAGUGAUAAUUUUGACUUGAGGUCAGAGCUGGUGCCCUAAGACUUUAAAAUUGUAAUGCUGCUGUUUUCAUAUUCCCUAUUUGAAAUGGGAUCAGUGACUUUAAAACAUCGAUGACAUUGAAAUAAUUUAUUCAACUAAAUGUUUCAUCCAUAAUGUGCCCCAUCUUGUCUAUCCUUAAAUGCCAUGCUCCUGAAGUGUCAAAAUUGAGCCAAAGCCAUUUCUAGACUACAGUUUGUUAUUUGUGCCAUUGCCAUGUAUUUAUUCAUUACAGUUAUUUAUUUUUAACUGAAUUUAAUGAGAUUUAUAUUUUUUUUUCUUAUUUAUGUACUUUCAGAAUGUGGAAAGCACAAUGGGUCAUGUGACAAUUGUGUAAAGAAUGCUAAGGUACAAAACUACAUACAAUUUAGAAUUAUAUUUACUGAAUGCACUAUUUUUUUUUUAUCAAUAGUGUUACAUACUGUUUUUAACAAAAUUUAGUUUGGAGCCAUAAUUUUGUGAUUUUUAUGAAAUGGCUUUUUUCUAUGGUCUAUGGACCAUCUCUUCUUCUUAUAAAUAUUAAUCCGUUGAGUAAUGGCCGCAUCUUUUUGCAGUGACCUACUUUUUUCCUUGUGGCCCAAGCGCAUCUAUUUGCCAAAUAUUGGGGUAUGUUACAGAGAGCUUGUUUACACAAUAUUUCUCGUACGUGCCCUCUGAUUGACCCCGCAUGAGACGCUGUGUUCACAAAGGGGUGUGGCUUAGGUCUUUGAUGUAUUUCUUGUUUACACCGCCAGCCACUGAAAAUAAUUAAUCUGUUCCAAAUAGUAUUUGGUAGAAUGAUUGGGAUUUUUCUCGAAAUGUCUCGAAGGCAGGGCUUGGGCGUCGGUAGACCCACCUAUAUAAGGGAUUGACAGGCACGGACGGAGAUUUCAUAUAGAUUCUCUUAACAUUACGAGGCGUGUUUUAUUCUUUUGUGUAUUUGUGUGCUCCUACUUAUAUGUGUUUAUUUCGCCUUAUUUAUUGGCAUCAUUAUUUCUAAUUGUAUUAACUGUGUACCGGUACGACAUCUGCCAUACUGUAAGUUGAAGAUUGUAAUUUUAUUUUAUUUUAUUUUGUAAUUAUCUUAAGACAUAAUAAAUCUUAAUUAAUUGUAACUAGAAACUGUUUUGGGUCGUAUCUUUAAUAUUGUUGAUUAUAUGGUAUCGUCCUUUGUUAGGCACUGUUUACAACGAGCCAAUUAAAAUUAAAAUAGGAGAUUAAUUUCUCCCAAUACAAGUCAGUGCGUAACAAAUUGGGUUGCUCGUCCCGGAUAUAGCGGACUCUAUAUUAUUAUUUUUCUCAAGACCCCAAUUCUAACAAAUUGGGGGCAUCGUCCGCGAUAACCGAAUCCAUAUUUUAUUCUCAUUAGACCCCAAUUUUAACAAAUUGUGGGCUUUUCCGAGGAUAAUUUUAAUCCAUAAUUUUUAUUACACCAAUAAUAAAUUGAGUGUUUUUCUGUGGAUUUUGACCCACUGUUUACUUUUAUAUACUCAGAUUAAUUUUGAGUACACGAUACCAUUUUACGACACCAACAACAGAGCUGGUUACAAUUUUUUUCAUUAGUGUGUGCACUAAGCUUAAAUUUUUAUAAAAAUCAUUGUUAUAUUUUGCCUGUGUCAAAAUGGAUUUUGAUAUUGAAAACCCAUCAGUAGAGGCAUUAGACAAAUGUUCUAGGAAGGAGCUAUUUUCCAUUGCUAAAGCUCUAGAAAUAAAUGUAGCUCAUUCGGCCGUAAAAAAGACCAUACGAGACAUGAUCAUCGUUCACUUUGUGGAUGAAGACAUGUUAUCUGAAGAUGAACUGGCCUCAGUCACACAACCGACUGAUCCUAGUAUGGAGCUCCAACUAAAGCUCAAACAAAUGGAACUAGAUGCCCAGAGAGAAAAAGAACGUGAGCUUAAACAGCUGGAGCUAGAUAAAGAACGUGAGCUUAAACAGCUGGAGCUAGAUAAAGAACGUGAGCUUAAACAGCUGGAGUUGGAAGCACAGAAAGAGCUACAAAUCAAAUUAAAAGAAAUGGAAAUAACAGCCAAUUUGGGAGCAAUGGAAAAUAGACUCACGGCUCCAGCCAGUCAAGGUUGCGAUGCAAUUAAAUUUGCAAAAGUAAUCCCUAAAUUUUCAGAAAAAGAGGUUGACCAAUAUUUUGCGCAGUUUGAGAUAACUGCCCAAAAUUUUAAAAUUCCUGAAACUAUGUGGUCCACCUUACUUCAACCAGCCUUGACCGGAAGGGCAUCUGAAGUCUUUGUGUCCCUGAAUGCGGAACAGCGCGGGGACUAUAACCUAGUAAAAUCAUUAAUACUUAAGGCUUAUGAAUGUGUCCCCGAAGCAUACCGUAAAAAGUUUAGGGAACUGUGGAAACGUGAUAGCCAGACUCAUGUUGAGUUCCUCCGGGAAAAGGAAAGGCUCCUGGACAAGUGGCUGCACGCAACCAACACCGAGACAGACUUCAAGAAAUUCAAGAAUCUCAUUCUGAUGGAGGAGUUCAAGAACUGUGUUCGUACUGAAGUGCGAAUACAUAUUGCAGACCGUGGCGAAGGUGACGCACAUACGGCAGCAGUGUUAGCCGACGACUUCACCAUCUUCACCUUUCCAAGAAUCCAUCUGACACCAAAAAUGACAGGCACAAUAAGACAGCUGUAUCAACUUACAGUAAACCUCCACAAAAACCAUUCAAGCCCGGUACGAAAGAAAUUGGUGCAAAAGACAGAUGUGCCUACUGUAAAAAAGAAGGACAUACGAGGGAUGAUUGCUGGAAACUCAAGAAGAAAACUGAGAAGACCACACAUCCUGGUACACAACACAAAGUCUCCGCUUGUACGUCUCGUUAUACAUCUGGAAACACAUUUUCAAAAUUCAAGAGUUUUUGCUCUCCAGAUGUCCAUACAAACUUCAAAGAGGUUUGUCACGACUCAUCAAAGAGUUUCAAAAGGAACAAUAAGGCUAGUUUUACUGACUCCAGCCAAGUUCCUGCUUCGACUGCGAGUUUUAUGAGCUUGUCGCCAAGAUCCUUUUGCUCCAAGAAGAGGUCUACCUCCAGAGGGCGUUUUACUGAGGACUUGUGUGCAAGUUUUGACGACUCUACCCAGAGUUUUACUUCCUCUACCCUAGCCGAAUGUUCUCAAGACUCCAACAAGAGUUUACCUACCAAGGUCCAAAAUUCUACAUCAGAAACUACUGAUGUCAUACAAGACUUCAUGCCUUUCAUAUCGGAAGGAUUCGUAUCACUGCCAGGUGAUUUUUCCAGUCUACAACCAAUCAAAAUCUUACGAGAUACAGGUGCUUCACAGUCCUUGCUACUUGAGGGUAUACUUCCCUUAUCUGAAUCUACUGCUACUGGGAGCAACAUCCUGUUACGAGGUGUAGAGCUGGGAUGCAUAGAUGUACCUUUACAUCUCAUCAACCUAAAAUCAGACUUAGUCUCCGGACCUGUGGUUGUGGGUGUCCGACCAACAUUACCAUUGGACGGCAUCUCGUUGCUGCUAGGCAAUGACUUAGCUGGUGGGAAGGUGAUAGCCGAGCCCAUCGUUACUCAUGAACCUUGUUUAAAUGAAAAUCAGGAAGAAGAUCAAGAAUUGUAUCCAGCAUGUGCUGUGACAAGGGCCAUGAGUUCCAAGAUCUCCACAAAAGAGAUUUCACAAAAAAGCAAUAAAAUUCUUCCUGAAAUUGACCUGGGAAAAACAUUUUUUGCAAGUCUAAAUGAAGAGGCUAGUAAUUACAAGACUCCAACUCGAAUGCAACUUAUUGAAGAACAGAAGAGUGAUCCAGAAAUAGUCAAACUUCGAGAGAACGCUUUGACCCAAGAAGAAGCUGAACAAUUCCCUAUAUGUUAUUACCUUCAAGAUGACAUACUUUUGAGAAAAUGGCGACCUCCAGACGCAAAUGCUGACGAAGAAUGGAGGAUAGUUCAUCAAAUAGUAGUUCCUACCCCAUUCCGGAACGAAGUCCUGAACUUAGCCCAUGACUCACCACUUUCAGGGCAUUUGGGAGUAAAGAAGACAUAUCACAAAAUCACGUCGCACUUCUUUUGGCCCAAAAUCAAGAAAGAUGUGGUUGAAUACUGCAGAUCAUGUCAUACUUGUCAGGUUGUAGGGAAACCAAAUCAGAAGAUACCAGCAGCUCCUCUUCAACCCAUUCCAGCAUUCGAAGAACCUUUCAGUCGCGUUAUUAUAGACUGCGUUGGACCUCUGCCAAAGACAAAAUCAGGUCACCAAUACUUGCUGACAAUCAUGUGUGCGUCAACAAGAUUCCCAGAAGCUAUUCCUCUUCGCAAUAUCAAGACUCCGAACAUCGUCAAAGCCUUGACGAAGUUUUUUACAUUGUUUGGUCUUCCGAAGUCUGUACAGUCUGACCAAGGAACCAACUUCAAGGCUGGAAUAUUCAAACAAGUGAUGAACCAGUUGGGCAUAGAACACUGCUUGUCGAGUGCAUAUCAUCCUGAGUCACAGGGAGCACUUGAGCGAUUCCAUCAGACGUUGAAGAACAUGAUGAGAACCUACUGCCUAGAACAAGAGAAAGACUGGGAUGAAGGCAUCAACAUGCUACUGUUCGCCGCAAGAGAAGCAGUUCAAGAAUCACUUGGAUUCAGCCCCUUCGAACUGGUGUUUGGCCACACGGUUCGCGGUCCCCUUAAACUUUUAAAAGACACGUGGAUGUCAUCGACACCCACGGAAGGACUUCUUGACUAUGUCCAAAAAUUUAAAACUAAACUUUUUAAUGCCGUUAAUUUGGCUAAAACACAUUUAAAAGAUUCACAAUCUAAAAUGAAAGUUUGGUAUGACAAAAAGUCAAAAUUCAGACAGUUUGCUUCAGGGGACAAAGUGCUUGUGCUUUUGCCGAUACCAGGGCAAGCACUACAAGCUAGAUAUUUUGGUCCUUAUGUUGUUGAGUCCAAAAUCAAUGAUUUAAAUUACAUUGUGUUAACACCAGAUCGUAAAAGAAAGAAACAGUUAUGUCACAUUAACAUGUUAAAAGAAUAUUUUGAUAGAAAAUGUGAUGAUCAUUGUCCAUCCUCAGAAACAAAUGUUAACACAAUCUCAACUGUAACUUCAGUACUUAAAGAAAAUGUUACUGAAACCUUUGAUAGUGUCCCAGAAAAAGUUGGUAAUUAUAAACUUAAAAAUUCAGAAAUAUUGGCCAACUUAGAUAAGAAACUAGGACAUUUGUCAUUGUCAGAGAAGGAUGUUGUUAAGUCUGUUAUUGCAGAUUUUGUUUUACUCUUCCCUGAUGUACCUAAUAAAACCAACAUUGCUGUACAUGAUGUUGACAUUGGCAAUGCAGUUCCGGUCAAGCAACACCCCUAUAGGGUCAAUCCGGAAAAACUUGAAAUAAUCCGGUCUGAAAUAAAAUACAUGCUUGAAAAUGAUAUAAUUGAACCAAGCUCUAGUAACUGGAGUUCACCAUGUAUUUUAGUCCCAAAGCCUGACAAAAGUUACAGGUUUUGUACUGACUUCAGGAAAGUGAAUGCAUUCACAAAGACUGAUUCCUUUCCGAUUCCAAGGAUAGACGAUCUUAUAGAUCGAAUAGGUGAUGCCAAAUAUGUAACCAAGAUAGACUUACUAUCAGGUUAUUGGCAGGUUCCUCUAUCUGACAGAGCAAAAGAAAUCUCUGCUUUUUGUACUCCAGAUGGUUUAUAUCAAUAUAAAGUAAUGCCGUUUGGAAUGAAAAAUGCCCCAGCUACAUUCCAACGUCUUGUAAAUAACAUUAUUGCUGACCAGGAAAAUUGCAGCGCCUAUAUUGAUGAUGUAAUUAUUUACAGUCAAGAUUUUUCAUCUCAUGUAAACCAAUUAAGAUCUCUGUUUAAAAAAUUUUUGCAGGCAAAUGUAACUGUAAAUUUAAAUAAAUGUGAAUUUUGUCAUGCAACUGUGGAAUAUUUAGGUCACAUAGUGGGUCAAGGUCAUGUAAAGCCUGUUCAAGCUAAGAUAAAUGCUAUUGUAUCACUUCCACCACCCACUACUAGAAAACAGUUAAUGAGAUUUUUGGGAAUGGCAGGUUAUUAUAGAAAAUUUUGCAAAAAUUUCUCAGUUAUUGCUUCUCCUUUAAGUAAUAUGUUAAAGAAAAAUGCAAAAUUUCAUUGGUCAGAUGCUUGUCAGGAAGCAUUCGAAAACAUUAAAAAUAUACUUGCUAAUGCUCCUGUUCUCAUUGCACCAGACUUUAACAAACAGUUUAAAUUAGCUGUAGAUGCCAGUGAUGUUGGCAUUGGUGCAGUUCUUUUUCAAGAAGAUGACCACAAUGUAGAUCAUCCUGUCUCUUAUUUCUCAAAGAAAUUUAACUCACAUCAGAAAAACUAUUCCACUGUAGAAAAAGAAUGUUUAGGUUUAAUUCUUGCUCUCCAACAAUUUGAUUUUUAUGUCAGUUGUUCUUUACAUUCAGUACUUGUUUUUACUGAUCACAAUCCUUUAACAUUUUUGAAUAAGAUGGUCUCCAAAAAUCAAAGAUUGUUAAGAUGGAGCCUAUUUUUACAAGAAUAUAAUUUGGACAUCAAACAUAUUAAAGGCAAAGACAAUGUCAUUGCAGAUACUUUGUCCAGAAAUUAAUUUUCACUUAUGUUAUUGUUUAUAAGCUGUUAAGAAGUUUUUGUCUAAUAUUUUGAGAGUAAGAAAUGUAUUUUCUUCAAUUUUAAUGGAAAAAGAAUUCCAUUUUUUUUGAAAAAUGAAUUUUUUUUCUUUUAAGAGGGGAGGUGUUACAGAGAGCUUGUUUACACAAUAUUUCUCGUGCGUGCCCUCUGAUUGACCCCGCAUGAGACGCUGUGUUCACAAAGGGGUGUGGCUUAGGUCUUUGAUGUAUUUCUUGUUUACACCGCCAGCCACUGAAAAUAAUUAAUCUGUUCCAAAUAGUAUUUGGUAGAAUGAUUGGGAUUUUUCUCGAAAUGUCUCGAAGGCAGGGCUUGGGCGUCGGUAGACCCACCUAUAUAAGGGAUUGACAGGCACGGACGACGGACGGAGAUUUCAUAUAGAUUCUCUUAACAUUACGAGGCGUGUUUUAUUCUUUUGUGUAUUUGUGUGCUCCUACUUAUAUGUGUUUAUUUCGCCUUAUUUAUUGGCAUCAUUAUUUCUAAUUGUAUUAACUGUGUACCGGUACGACAUCUGCCAUACUGUAAGUUGAAGAUUGUAAUUUUAUUUUAUUUUAUUUUGUAAUUAUCUUAAGACAUAAUAAAUCGUAAUUAAUUGUGACUAGAAACUGUUUUGGGUCGUAUCCUUAAUAUUGUUGAUUAUAUGGUAUCGUCCUUUGUUAGGCACUGUUUACAACGAGCCAAUGAAAAUUAAAAUAGGAGAUUAAUUUCUCCCAAUACAAGUCAGUGCGUAACAAAUUGGGUUGCUCGUCCCGGAUAUAGCGGACUCCAUAUUAUUAUUUUUCUCAAGACCCCAAUUCUAACAAAUUGUCAAUGAAAAGUGUGAACAAAACAAAUUAGUAUUUUUAACACCCUUAUCCAUUUCUGAACAGAUUAUUCUCUACAUGUUAUUAUUAAUUGCUUAAAACAAAAAAGUUACAAAAUAAUAUGCAAACCUAUCAAAUUUUGGCUCAUUCCAAAGUAAUUUCUGGACCACAGGAAAUGAUAAGUAAAAUAAUAGCCUGUACUGAGGUUAUACACAGCAAAAAAAGUAGGUCAGUAAACACCACCCCCCACCCCCACGAUGCUACUAAUUCCUAUUUACAAAGUACUGAAAUAUGCAAUUUAAAAUGAAAACAUUGCACAAUUGAAAGUGACAGAUUAUCAUGGUUGUUCAAGGAGAGAUGUGUAAUAUGUUGUGGAAAGACAAUAAAUAAGGAAAGAUUUAAAUUAAUUUAAUCAUUUUUCAAGAGUCAACCCACACAUAAUCAUUGUGUGAUAUCACAUUACACUGCACCCAUUCCCAAAAUACAAGUUUUUAAAUGCUUGAGUCCUCAACUUCCUCACUGCAUAAUGUCACUAGUGGGAAAAAAACUAUUACCAAUUUUAAGGGUCUGUUAAAGUUUCAUCUAUAACUACAAUAAAUGGAGUAUUGUUUCAUAACUAAAGAAAUGUCCCCUAGUUUUAGAUUUUUUUGUAAAAUUUAACUUAUCUGCUAAGUUUGCCUCCAUUUUACAAUCUUUAACAACCAAGAUAGGCUAGUUUUAUCUCUUUUGGAAGAUUUUUUUUUGGCCUGGUCAGCUUCCAAACUUUUUUAUCCGACAGGUGGGGGAGCUUUUCUCCUCCCCUCACUGGGCUAACUCCAUUCCAGCCAGGGAUUGACCCCCUGAUGAAUCUGAUCCUAUUAUCUCUUGGUUAUGAGUCAGUCAGCUCAUAUUUGAUUUGAUUACCUUUCAUGUCCACUAUUUGAUGUACCAUUCUUUUAAUAUCCCCAGUGCUUGUACUGUUACAGUGAUGACAAAUGUAUGCUAUACCCUGCAGGGAAAGUUUUGCCCCCUUCAUCCUACUGUUCACUUGAUAAAGCCAGAUGGGGGGUAUGUUGGGGUGAGUACUUGUUUUUAAGAAUAAAUGACCCAUGCAACUAGCUUAACUGUUGGUAGGAUUCAUGAGUGAGGUGGUUGAGAUUAAUUAUGGUUUAUAGAUAGGUUAAUUAAAGAUUAGUUAGUCAAGGAUUUCCUACAUAGAAAUGUGCCAACAGCUUAUUAAGUACUUCUGUGGUACUUGCAUGUUUGCAAAGUUAAAAAUGUUGGUGUACCAGAAACUUCCUGCAGAUGUUAAAACUAGUGAACUAGAUUAGAUUUUAAGUAUGACAAUUGCACUUGAAUAUGGGGCUAACAGGUGUAUUUGUGUGAUUUUUACUUAUUAAUUGAUCAGCUUUCUGCUAAGUCUAGGUUUUGUCUGGUUUUGAAUUGGUCUUGUCUGGACUUGUAUUUUUUCAUGUGGUGUGGUACUUUAACUUUAAUACAUCUGCUAAGAAAUUAUAUUAUAUUCUAGUAAACUUUGAGGCUUUGAUCAUUGCUAUGAGUGUUAUUGGAGGUUUGAUUAUCAUCACCAUUGCAUCUUGCUGUAUCUACUGCUGCUGCUGCCGAGGAAAUAACAAAAAGAAGUAAGUAAUGGAAUGCAAAUUUUACAGGAAAUACACUUUCGCAAACAAUUAUGAAACAGGCAUGAUCACAUGAUAGUGUAAAUGUUUUUCUUAAUAUUAAUAGACAGUUAAACAAAUAUGUCAACAUUCACAUAUUUCAUAUUGAAUUUUUUAUUGAUCUUAAAAAAAAUUUGAUAUAAAAUUUCAUUUUAACUUAUGAUAAUGAUUGUGCCAAAACUAACGGAGACAUAUUUUCAAAUCUAAAAUCUUGAUCCAUGCAAAAUAGCUAUUCCCUAUAAAUAGAUGCUAUAGUCCUUACCCAUUAUUUGAACAAUUUUUGACAUAAACCACUGAAUGCUUUGAUUGGUUCAGAUUUGACAAGGAUGAUGCCAAAUUUGAGUCACAGAAAAUGGAGAGAAAAGUGAAACAGGAUGAAAGAAGAUCAGAGAGGAAAGGGCGCCUUGAUGAAAUCAGAAGGAAAUAUGGUAAGACUAUAUGGGGAUAUUUAAAAUUCCCUCAAAUUGAAAUGUUGCCUGUUUAGUCAUGUCUUCAGUUUACCUAACAUUAAAAUUCAUUUUCUUUAUCAUACUUUAUGGUUUCUUUUCAAAAUUUGUUUCCCUUAAUAAAUUACUUUCAAUUAUUCUCCAAACUUAGGACUUGUAAAGGAUGAUGCCCCAUACCAGCGUUUUGAUGCAUAAACAUUCCAGGGUUUGUCUUGCUACACUGUCUGGGACAUAUAAGUAAAUGUCAUAGGCAUGUGAAAUUUAAAUAUUUAUAUAUAUAUAUAUACACAUAUUUCUUUACUGAUUCUUUUCAAAGGUAAUUUGACAUUUUUAAUCUGAUUCAGCUAAUAAAACAGAUUUUUUUUUUUGUUAAAUCAUAAACUUAUUAACAUUAUUAUCAUCUUUCACUUUUGAACUGAAAGAAUAAAGUUACUGUUUAUUUUUGAUUACUUGGAGAAAGAUUUUUAAUGAUGUAAUAUGAACUGCUUUUCUGCUUGGUUUAAAAAAAAAAAUUUCUUCAACAACUGUGAAAAGGAAAAUAUAAAGUGGACCCCACUGCCUUGAAAAUAGAUCAAUCAAAAUUCUGUUUGCAGGAUACCUUCCAUCGCUAUUGUUCAGUUCCUUUGAGGUUUACUUAAUUAAACUGUUUUAAAAGAUUUGUUGAUGCUCCAAACACUUUUUGGCAGUGUAUAGAAAUUGAGCUGCUUUGGACUCCACUGUAAAUGUUUGUUGUAUUUUACUAUACUAAUAACCAAAGUGCUUGUCCUUGGACAAGUCAAGAGUAUAUAUCUUCAUGUUAAUAUUUGCUUGCAAUGGAUGAUUAAAAAAAUGUCUCAAAUGGAUGCUACUUUUUACCUUAUUCUUUACUAAUAAUUGAAUUAUAUUUAAAAGCUGCUUAUUGUUGCUAUUCAAAAAUUGCAAUCACCUUAAAUCGCACAACAGACAUAUUUUCAGCUCAGCAUUUAUUAAAGUGUGUAUUUUAAUCCUUAGCUCUUUUUGUAAUACAAAAAAUACUUGAAAGAAGACAACUUAUGUAAAAUAAAGUUUCAACAUGGAUUGACUUUUGAUAUUUUGGAGGACCUUCAGGUGUUUCUUUUUUCCUUUAUUGUAAUCAGCUGUGCCUUACGUAGAUAAAUCUUAGGUACCGUAAUAUCAUACAGAGUUUUAAAAUAUAUAUAUAUUUUAUAUGUCUCAAUGAUUUUACCAGAGUAUCAAGUAAAAAAAUGUAUAUUUUGAGUUUAUGCUAGAGAAAAAGUGUUGGAUCUCUAGUCUUAUUUAUUAAUUUAUUAGUUUAUCGUUAGCUGACACUGACAUAACCAUUAUUCUAGAAAAACUAUCACUGGUACCCUAGCAUCAGUUUAGUUCAUAUUACAAUGCAAUCCCUCCAGAUCAGUACAUUAUUUGACAUACUUCCAAUCUAAUUCAGUACAAUUAAACAAUGUUUGAUAAAAGUUCAAUCAGUUAUCCUGUCUAAUGUGUAAGCAAUGACAUUCCUUUAAUCAGCAAUAUAUCCAAGUGUUUUUAAAUUCUGAAUUUGUUUUGAUUUUUUUUUUUUCAUUUAAUAAUAUUUCUGUAGUUAAAUCCCUGAUACUUUGAAUGAGUUAAAUAAAAAUUUAAAAAAUUCAUCAUGAAUUAAGAGUUAAAAUUCUUCAUUUAUUCUCUAUAAGCAGAAACUGAAAAUUGCAUUAAUCUUAUUUUUUUAAACCAAAUCUUUUGAUGCAUUGUUACUGCAAGCACUAUUCUGUUUUUACAUACAUGAACUGAUAACUCACAAUUAUUGAUACCGGGUAUAAAAAAAAUGCAUUCAACGUUUUUAUGAUUUGAUUAAUUUUUUAAUUAUUUUUUAAACGCGAUAGAAGGUGAAUUUCAUUGUAAAUAUAAUCAUGUCUAAAGUUUCAGGGUUAGUAGAUAAACGGGGUUACCCAAUCAUAUUUUUUAAAAAAAUUUUGUCAUGCUAUCUCAAUAUUUUUUAACAAAAGUGUUGAUCUUGUUACCGGUAUUCCAAAUAGCCUGAGUUUCUUCAUGAAUGUUGAUACAAAAAUAUAACACAUAUAAAACUUUUGAACAUUUAGGCUCACAUUCAGUAUUGAUCCAAUGUGCACAAUUUUUUUUAAAGGAAGCUGUUUAUUGAUGUUUUAUAUUUUGUUGCUCAGUAGGCUGUAGCUGGACCCUUGGACUGUUUGGUUGGCAUGGCCACUCUUACUUUUAUCACAUUUUUGUGUGUAUGUGUCAGAUUUUCAUGUAAUUGGGUAAAAGCUUGAGGAAAUGAAGUCUUGGCUAUAUAUUAUCAUAAUACUAAUACUCAUUGCUUCUACUUCUAUAUAUUCCAUAAUGAGACAUCAAAUUUCUGUAUUCAUACACAAUAUAAAAUUAUCAAAUAUUUACAAAUAAUUUGUCUUUCACUUUUAAAAAAAAAUUUAAAUUUGACAACAGUUGUUUAGGCAUCACCAUUCAUGUUGCAUUCAACCUUCCAUAAAGUUCCUUUCAUAUCUAAGUUUUAAUCAGUCACAUGUUCAAGGAAAAUAUUUCACAUAUUUCAUAUGGUUGAGCUAAUAUUUCAGUACUUGGUUAAAAUUAUUUUCUGAAAAUUAAAAAGAAAAAUCUCAUAAUCGAGAUUGAAAAAAAAUUCAAUGACCAAUCGAAAAUGAAUUGGUUUAGUUUUAAAUGUGUUUCUUCUGUAACUGCAUUUAGAAAAUGCUUUCCUUUUAAUGAUUUAUUGUAAUUGCAACUGUAAUAAAAAAAAAAAUUGAUGUAAAUUUAUUUAAUGUUAAUGAUAAACCUGUAAGUGAAUAGUUGUAAUGGUAAAGAAUUGAAAUUUGUGUAAUUAUAAUUUUAUUAUUUUUUAAUGAUGGUUGACAUCAAAUUUGUUAACACAGAAAUAAUGAAUUUUAUUAAUUUUUGGAUUCUUAAUUAAAAGAAAAAAAAUGCAGCUAACUCUUGAUUAAUCAACAAUGAAAAAUGCUUAUGAUCAAAUGUAGAAAUGUAUCACCAGUUAAUGUGAACACUGCUGGUUGAUCUAAUGUAACCUGCAAUUAAAUACAUUAAAAUAAAAGGGAAUUGAUUAAGACAUUCUUUCCAAAUAUGACAGUUAUUGACCAUGAUUUAUGUGUGAUUGUUGAACAUGAUUAUUGUAAUGUUGAUAUAUGAUUAUUUUUUUUACAGAUUCAUGAUAAAUAUUAUUGUCCAUGUAAUUUGCCUUUUUUUUUUUUUUUUUUUU